Paramuricea clavata is the source of this 1743-nucleotide messenger RNA. The record is from the annotation of a GenBank genome assembly. Lineage: Eukaryota; Metazoa; Cnidaria; Anthozoa; Malacalcyonacea; Plexauridae.
AUGGCAGCAAAUUAUCCACUCGGGUACGAUGACGAGAGAUUCGAAUCGAUAGUAGACCAAAAUUUCCACUGUUUAAUUUGCUAUAACGUAUUGAAAGACCCCGUGACGUGCCGCAGAAACGAGCACCAUUUUUGUCGUGGCUGCAUCACGGAACAUCUUCAAAGGAAUUCCCAUACAUGCCCAACAUGCGCUGACGAGCUGAGUGUCGAAACGUUGGCUGAAGUCCCAAGAAUUGUGAAGAAUUACUUGGAUGAACGAAACAUUCGUUGCGAUUAUUACGACAGAGGAUGUCGAGAACUCGUACAGCUGCAGAAUUUAAAGCGACAUGUCGCCGAAUGCGGGUUUACUCCAGUCGUUUGUGGAAAUCAAGGUUGUGGUGAGACAAUCAGUAAAAGAGAUCGUACAUAUCACGAGAGUGAACUAUGUCAAUUUAGAAAGUUAAAGUGUCACAACUGUGGAGAAAUCAGCACGAUGAUGGCGGGAAUGAAAACGGAAAUCGCAAACCAGAACACGAAAAUAGCCAACAUCAACAAGAAUCAUGCAAACACGAACACGAGCAUAGCAAAUAUUAGAACGGAAAUAGCAGAUAUGAACAGGAAAAUGGCAAAUAUCGACACGAAGAUGGCAAACACGGACACGAAACAGGAAAACAUGAACACGAAAAUAGAGAACUUGCACGCGAACGUGGAAGCGAAGUUCGAAGCGAUGAAUAAUGAAGUAAGAGGAAUAAAAAUGAGUUUAAAUGAAGUAAAAAAAGAUGGCUUUGAUCACUUGAAAGAAGCAGUACUUGAGAAGAUAGAGAGCAAAGAAAGAAAGCAGGAGGAAAUCACAAGAGAUGUAAGUGGCACAGCGAGUGGCGGGAGAGAAAAUCAACAUAUAUUUGUUGCUGGUGGUGGGGGGACAAACUCGGUAGAAAUAUUUAACUACCGUCAGAGAUUGUGGUCUUUAUUGAAGCCCAUGCCAGAGAAGCGUCACAGCGCAUCUUCAUUUGUUUACAAUAAUCACGUGACUGUAGCGGGAGGUUGGUGUUGUGGUUCUGUAGAUGACAUGAUCCGAAUGAACAUCCACCCAGUCCCUGAUCUCUCAAUUAACUGGAGUGAUUUUGCUGCCAAACUUCUUGCCAAGUUGUCUGCACACAGCAGUGUGGUGUACAAGGAUAGCUUGUUGGUUACUGGAGGUUUUAAUGUAUAUCAACGUGUCGUCUCUGACUGUAUUCACGAAGUCCAACUUAAACCACCUUACACUGUUAAACUGAUAUCCAAGAUGCCUGAACCAAGAAUUCAUCACAGCACAGUACUGUGUGAUGAUAGUAUUUUAAUCGUUGGGGGAAGGAAAUCAGGGGACUGCGAAGACAACCUCAGCAGUGUGUUAAGCUAUGACAUCAAGAAAAAGGAAUGUCAACAGUUACCUGCGCUUCCCUAUCCAGUGAGUGAAAUGGCGACAGUCAAGUGGGCUGAGAAUGUGGUGAUCAUUGGUGGGACUGACAAGGAUGACAAAGCAUUAAACAAUGUUAUAAUUUAUAACAUUAGGACUGGAAACAGCCAUAUGUUGCCUCCCAUGUUACACAAGAGGAAAGGAUGUAUGGCAGUUGUUAUUGAGAACACAAUUGUAGUACUAGGAGGAAAGGAUGAGAGAGAGAAUUUUUUGAAAUCAGUUGAAGGUUUCGAUUUUGAGCGAUUUUCAUGGCAGGAACUUCCUGACAUGAAGGAAACCAGAUGCCUGGCUACAGCUGUUGUGAUCUAG